AUGUCCGAAAGCGUCGCUGCGGUCGCCCUGACCCCAGUCUCCCUUUCUUCCCCAGAAAACUCGGCUCCUGGCUCUCCCAACCACCCUGGAUUAUCGUCUUCUCCAGAUAUCAAUGGUAACACUUCGUCCAGUGCGGGCUCCAGAGACGCUGCUUCUUCCAGCCCUCCUCCUUUGCUGCACGAGUUUACUGAGAAUAACAACAUCCAAGAACCUGAACAGCCUGCUCCACAAACAUCUUCCGCUGCUGCUCCUGCCGUGCCUUCGUCCAUUUUGGGCUCUUCUUCUUCCGAGAGAGACGCUGUUUCCGAAAGACCCGCCUCUUCUGCCACUAAUACUGUACAAUCAGGUGCCGCCAGCAACACAUCAGCAGCCCCGGCAUCCCAACCACCACAGACUUCCCAAUCCGUGCAACCCACGCUGUCUGCUCAACGCACUCCUCCUACUAGGCCCCAGACUUCUGGCUUGGCAAGACGUCCUUCCUUUGGCUUGAGUUUCCUCAGCUCCUUGUCAAACACCAUCAGAGGCUCGCAUUCCCUGCAAAGCCUGUCUCAACAGAGCCACCAGGAGACCUCCUUCAACACCGGUACCGCUGCCGCUCCUGCUGCUGCUGCUGGAUCCCUGCAUUCCCAUAACCAAACUGACUCGCAUUCCCACUCGCAUUUGCAUUCGCAUAAUCACACUCACGCUCCAACACAAAACCACUACUUCAUGUCUAAUAGUCCUACUAUUGCCAAUCUUAACGGUUUCACUGACGCCUCUGCUGAUUUAAAUAUGACCGCAGGCUCUUCAAACUCCCUGAGCGAAAACCAAGGUGCUUCUGCUCAACCGCCCUUUUUGGCUAGACAAGACACCAUCGUCAGAAGUCAGCCUAUCAUCUCGGAGGAGACCGCCGAGUCUCAGGCUGAAGCUUUAGAGAAGGAAGAUACAACUGGAAAAGACAAGGAUGGUUUUUACUCAGUCCGCUUGACUCCGAUCAUCGACCACCUGACAUCCAAUACGGGUCUCUACUUUUCUCCCAUGAUCCGUCGCAUCAAACCCAAGGACCUGAUUUCGAUUGGCAGAUACACCGAGAAGAACAAGAGCGCUGCUCAUGCUCCUCAAGGCUCAUCGGCGCCUAUCGUCUUCAAAUCCAAGGUCGUUUCCCGUACUCAUGCCAUGUUUCAGUGUAAUGAAGACGGUUCCUGGUUUCUCAAAGACUGUAAGUCAUCAUCAGGAACCUUUCUUAACAAUGUGCGCUUAUCGCAAGCGUCACAAGAGCUGACUCUUUGGCCUCUCAUUGAUGGCGAUAUCGUCCAGUUGGGUUUGGACUAUAGAGGUGGAACUGAGGAGGUUUACAGAUGCGUGAAAAUGCGUUGUGAGUUCAACAGAAGUUGGCAGCGGAAGGUCAACCAGUUCAAUUUGGACAUCCAUAAGAAGAUGAAGAAGUUGGGCCUUGAUUCAGACAAACAAGAAGGCAGCUCCGAGUUCUCUGAGUGUGCUAUUUGUCUUUUGAAGCUCGAACCUUGCCAGGCAUUAUUUAUUAGCCCGUGCUCCCACUCAUGGCAUUAUAAGUGCAUACGACCUAUCAUCAUCAAGAGUUAUCCUCAAUUUUACUGUCCUAAUUGUCGGUCCAUGUGCGACCUCGAAACGGAUAUUGAGGACGAAUAA
Molecule: messenger RNA, 1647 nt
Organism: Candidozyma haemuli
Lineage: Eukaryota; Fungi; Ascomycota; Pichiomycetes; Serinales; Metschnikowiaceae
Product: ubiquitin-conjugating protein
Exons: 2
Coding region: 1-1647 (548 amino acids)
Biological process (GO): protein ubiquitination; mitotic spindle assembly checkpoint signaling; ubiquitin-dependent protein catabolic process
Cellular component (GO): cytosol; ubiquitin ligase complex; cell division site
Molecular function (GO): protein binding; ubiquitin protein ligase activity
Source: RefSeq, a predicted model, not a curated record